UCUGCUUCGGUUCGUUCGAUUAUAAAGUUGUUGCGUAAAGAAUGUUUGGAAAGUGCUAUGCCCACACUAAAAGAUGUAGAACUUUUUCGGAACGGGUCGGUCCACGAAUCUUAUAGCUUGAAGGCGUUGAAAUCUUUGAAAACAGAUCAUCCUGAGGGAAAUCCGUAAAUGAUAAAUGGGUGGAAAAUAUCAACGGCUUGCCUCUGAAGCCGGAUCCAAGACGUUAAAAGCUGGUCUUCUCUCCUAUCUUUUCUUUACCUGGUUAAAUGGGAUCCUGAAACUGGGAUACCAGCGACCUCUAACUGAUGACGAUCUGUUGGAGCUGUCUGACGAAAACAAGGCACAAGAUCUAGUGGCCAAGUUACACGGGUUAUGGAUGGAAGAGAUUAACUGCGCUAAGAAGAGAGGCAGGAAACCCCGACUUUGGAAGGCCAUGUUCAAACUAUUCCUUCGAGAUGUCCUUCUCUUUACCGCUUUGAAACUGAUAGAUGAAGCCAUGGGGAUAACUUUGGUAGUAUCAGUGUGGUUUUAUCUAAAGUUCUUAGAAGAAGGAUCCCACAUGGAUCAGACCUACGCUGUUGGUAUAGUUGCUAGCAUUGGGAUUCCAAGUCUGAUUAAGGUGUUCUUCUAUCAUCAUUCUGAUUACUUGGCUGUGUUGAUGGGUGUGAGGUUGAAAA
Messenger RNA from Actinia tenebrosa (Australian red waratah sea anemone), 677 nucleotides. Its product is annotated as ATP-binding cassette subfamily C member 4. Gene Ontology annotation, cellular component: membrane. The record is from RefSeq and is a predicted model, not a curated record. Gene Ontology annotation, biological process: transmembrane transport. NCBI's taxonomy places the organism in Eukaryota, Metazoa, Cnidaria, Anthozoa, Actiniaria, Actiniidae. Gene Ontology annotation, molecular function: ABC-type transporter activity; ATP binding.